Molecule: messenger RNA, 969 nt
Organism: Didymodactylos carnosus
Lineage: Eukaryota; Metazoa; Rotifera; Eurotatoria; Philodinida; Philodinidae
Source: the annotation of a GenBank genome assembly
GAUCAACGAUUAAUAGCUGAGUCGACAUUAUCAUCCGCACUUUCAACAGUAGUGCAGCAGUCCACUGAUCAGUUAGUCAAUGUAACAAUUAGAAAAAUUUCUCGAGCAAUUUUAACAUCAUCUUCAGCGUUAUUAGCUGUGAAAGAUAUUAUUUUAAGGUCUACACAUGCUAGUGUGUCAACUCGGACGGCAGCAGUUGGACAGUUGAUAAAAGAUUGUCUAUUACAUAAAGAUUUUUAUUGUGCUACGUUGAACAAGAAAGAGAACACUUUAAAAGCUCAAAUCGGUUAUCUGAAAUGUUUUCCUGCCGAUUUUGAUACUGUUUCGAAAACGAAAUUUAUUCAUACAUUACAUAAAUAUGAUCUCGACUGGUCACAAUAUCUCGCAUCGUUUAAUAACGGUAAACCGAUCGAAUUUGAUCAAAUAUCACAACAACCGAUAAUUAACGCUGAUAAUAAUGUAGCAACAAAAACUAAAUUUUAUCUAUCGGAAUUGGCUCAAACAAAAUUCAAUUCAUCGAAUUUUUACCGGUGUUUUGUAAAAUAUGAUGAGAAGAUCGUAUUACGCCCGAGACGACCGGUUGCUACGUCGUUUUCCGAUACAACUGUUGAGGUUGCGUCGAAACUUCGUAAAUUGUUUUUUAGUUUUUGUCCACCACAUUUAUUACACUCGGAUAAUGGUGCAGAAUUUGUUGGCCAAGUGAUUGUUGAACUGAAAACACUUUUUCCAGAUAUGUGUUUUAUUCGAGGGAGACCACGACAUCCACAAUUACAAGGUUGUAUAGAACGUGCUAAUAGUGUUUUAAGUGUUACUUUAGGAAAAUGGCUUGAUACAAAUCAUUCAACUCAUUGGUUAGAUGGUCCUCUCCCAGUUAUCUACGGUACAAAUACUAGAGUUUCAUCAACAACAAAAACAACACCUUAUGAGACAAUGUUUGGGCAACAACCACGCUCAAAUUCUGAGUUUUAG